Sphaeramia orbicularis (orbiculate cardinalfish) is the source of this 1529-nucleotide messenger RNA. RefSeq names its product zinc finger protein 32-like. Gene Ontology annotation, molecular function: DNA-binding transcription factor activity, RNA polymerase II-specific; RNA polymerase II cis-regulatory region sequence-specific DNA binding. The record is from RefSeq and is a predicted model, not a curated record. Lineage: Eukaryota; Metazoa; Chordata; Actinopteri; Kurtiformes; Apogonidae. The coding region runs from base 120 to 1163 and encodes 347 amino acids. Gene Ontology annotation, cellular component: transcription regulator complex; chromatin; PcG protein complex. Gene Ontology annotation, biological process: regulation of transcription by RNA polymerase II. The transcript is spliced from 2 exons.
CCGUCGGACCUCGGCGUCAUUGUUUACUUUCCCCCAUCAACACUUGUCGUUUCCUUUUUUCUGUUUCAUCUGUUUUUGCUUUCUUCGGUCUAAACUCGCUCCGUGUCCGCAGCCUCAGGAUGUCCGCAGACCGGCUGUCGUGUCCGCUGCCCCCCGGGCCUCUGGAGGGCUGCACGGCGGAGGACAUGGACUCCCUGCGGAGGCUGGUCAACGGGCGUCUGGCCGCGGCUGUGGAGGACAUCCUGGGGCUGUUCCAGCAGACCGUCAGCCGGUACCGGGACCACAUCGAAUGCCAGCAACGGCAGCUGGACAGCCUGCGGUCCGCGGAAGUGAAGGGGUUCCCGGUGGAAGACCCUCUGCAGACCCCCUCCUGGAUUAAAACCUGCCCUGAGGACCAGGUCCAGAUGUCCCAGCAGGACCAGACCGACAGCACAGAUGGGACACCAGACGUCAGUUUUCCAGCGCCUCAGAUUAAAACGGAGGCGGAGUCUGAGGUGGGGGUCGAGGUGGGCGGAGCUGCAGGUCCGGCUCCAGAAGCACAAAGUGAAACUGAAGACAGUGAGGAGAACUGGGGCGGAGAACCAGGACUGUACAACCAGGACCAAAUCGCAGAGGAAGACCAGAACCAGGGUGCGCUGUGGUCAAGUCAGCCCCCCGGGUUCGGCUGUCGGGUCUGCGGGGAGUCCUUCUACCGCAGGAGUUCGCUCAUGACCCACGCCUCCGCUCACCUCAGAUCCUGCGCCAUCUGUGGGAAGCAGCUGGAACACGGCGUGAGCCUGAAGCUGCACCUGCGCGUCCACAGAGAGACGGCGUUCCGCUGCGGCGUGUGCGGCCAGAGCUUCUCGCAGCACGGAAACCUCCGCACCCACAUGAGGAUCCACUCCGGAGAGAGACCGUACGGCUGCACCAUCUGCGGGAAGAGCUUCGGCCGGCGGGCCACGCUGCAGCGCCACAUCCGCAGCCACACGGGUGAGAAGCCGUUCACCUGCACGCACUGCGGCCGCGGCUUCGUGGAGAAGGGGAACCUGACGGUGCACCUGCGCAUCCACACCGGGGAGCGGCCGUACUGGUGCUCCACCUGCGACCGGCGCUUCAACCAACUGUCCAGCUUCACCAAACACCCCUGCCAGAGGAGACGCUCCGCCCACAUCGGCCCCACCUGAGCCACGCCCUCAUCAUGUCCAUGGAAACCACGGGCAUGUGGAUGCAGUCACUGUGAUGUCUCCAGUUGGAUUGUAAAAUGUCACUUUGGAGUGAAAUUACCAUAUUUGGACAACAGGGCAGAGACCAGCACAGACAGAGACUGAUCUCAUGAAAUCGCGUUGUAUGUCACACCAGUUCUUAUGGCAUUCGGUGCGCUAUACCUACACAUUUUCAUCCUUUUCAGGUGUUGUUCAGCACCAUGUGAUCACGUGUCGGUUUACACCAAGAUCUCCAGCAAGGUUAUUAUCGUUAAUGAAAACUAAUGAAAUGACAAAAACUAGAAUUGAAAAAACUUUUUCGUAAACUGAAAUAAAUAAAAACUAAAA